This is a messenger RNA of Ornithodoros turicata, 1483 nucleotides long. RefSeq lists its product as uncharacterized. The record is from RefSeq and is a predicted model, not a curated record. Lineage: Eukaryota; Metazoa; Arthropoda; Arachnida; Ixodida; Argasidae. Bases 50 to 1279 code for a protein of 409 amino acids. The transcript is spliced from 2 exons.
CUUUAUCUGUGCGUCAAGGAAGUCAACGUCCACUUUGAAAUAGCACACCAUGCAACCAAUAUUCCUGUCCGCCCUAGUCCUCAGCCUCCUGGCGGGUGCCCUCGGCGACACCGUCAACCCGGACACCGCCCCCGAGACCAACGUCCACCGUGUCCCGCUGUCAGCCCUUCAGUCAUCGGAGUCCGUGUCUUACCACGUCCCAGCCGCUCCACCCCCAUCCCACACCCAAUCCCAUGCCCCAUCCCACGCUCCGAGCCACGUCGCUCAUCAUACGUCCCACGCCUCCCACGCGAGCCAUCGAAGUCACGGAAGCCACGCGGGUCAUGGCCUCUACGCAUCCUCCGCCUCAUCCUCAUCCUCGAGCUCUCAGCGUCGAUUCCCCGCCAUCGCCAUGCUGUUCCCAACGACGCUAACUCCGUACCAGAACAACCCUCCUCCUCCUCCUCCUGCAUCUAGCGUUCAUAUGCGCGACUCGCACACCGCCAAGUAUCAAAACAGCGAACUACCUUACGAAAGCAGACGACCAACAUUUUCGAGCGAAGUAGUUCCGCAAGCCGCCGCUAGGCAGCCCCAAUCUUACAGCCAGGUGGGUAAGGUGCACCAUUUUGGGUCGUACUCGCAUCCUCCGGUUGAACCGGUUGAAAAACGACCCCACGAACCAACGUACGACGUGUCUGGAGUUCACGAAGCACCAGGGAGGUUCCUCUUCGAUCGCCAGCCAGCACCGGUUGCACCAGAACAUGAAAGGCCACGACCUGCCCCCGUGCAUCACUCGUACGAGCCACGUGACAAGCAGCAGGUUCACCGCGGUCUCAAGUACGCCGUCAACGACUUAAAGCCGAACCCGUUUCAGCCAGAGAAACCCGAAGAACCUAGAGAGUACGAACCGCGUCCCGUCAAAUACAGCAGCAUACAGAACGCGGAAGAACUUUUCGGCGCUCCAGGACCUUUCAGGACUGGAAGGCAAGAAAUACGUCCAGAAGAGCGACCAGAGUUCGUCCGGGAGGCCCCCAAACAACCGGAACAGCAACCUUAUAGAUACGGCAGGAACCAUCAAGAUGGCCGUCUCGAGGAGACGCCCUCCAAUGAGAAAGCGACGACGUUUCAAGGUUACCCAAUCGGGCUCUUGAACUCCAUGAACAUACCGAGUGCGGGAGUCAGCAGCAGCGCUACGGGCGGAGGCAGCGCCUCUUCCAGAAGGCGAUACAACUUAGUUUACAUUCCGGUCGAUGUGUUGAAGAAAUUGUUGACCGAAGCCGGUUACAAGAAGAAGAAAUAGCGGGCGCUGAUUGGCGGGGGAUGUCACCUGAAAGAUGGAGGCCGACAAAGCUGAUUAGCCUGCUGAAGUUGUUCUCGAAGGAAGGAAGAUUUCGCCAAGCGACCUAGCUUUGUCCUGCGCAGGCGUGAUAAGACAGACUGGCCGCGGCGUUUUGCGGAUGGGUGGAGAGAAAGUGUUGUCUGCUUCAUCGAGAUGCUGUGUAUA